Durusdinium trenchii is the source of this 454-nucleotide messenger RNA. The record is from the annotation of a GenBank genome assembly. NCBI's taxonomy places the organism in Eukaryota, Dinophyceae, Suessiales, Symbiodiniaceae.
GUGGCAAUGGACUCCAUGCAAAGCUGGCGACAACCAUGUGGAAAUGCUUGGAGACGAAAGUCUCGAGUGGCACACCGUUGGGCCUGUGAGCAGUGGCAGAAUGCAAUCCUGCUUCGAGAAACAGGAUGUUGGCUCCAUCUUCUUCGUCACCGUGCGGCCCUUGGUCAGCUACAAGUGGGAGUGCUGCGAGUGGUUCAAAGAGGGUGGCUUAUUGUUUGAGAAAGGCACGGUGGAGCCAAGGACUGACAACAGGUUUUUGGCUCGCCCACGGCCUCAGCAUUUGUCGACCAAUGGUGGAGUGGCCAAGAAGAAACCUCGCAGGACCACGCCUGUACUUGAGAAUGACAAGGGCAAGGAGAAGACUACGAAGGAUGGCCACAAGCUCGGCAUUGGCAAACAGCAUGUCUUGAAGAAGCCAGCUGCGGGAAAGCCAAUCACCCCCAACAAGAAGUGA